Klebsormidium nitens is the source of this 1448-nucleotide messenger RNA. NCBI's taxonomy places the organism in Eukaryota, Viridiplantae, Streptophyta, Klebsormidiophyceae, Klebsormidiales, Klebsormidiaceae. The record is from the annotation of a GenBank genome assembly.
AUCAUGCAAUAAAUUCUUAUUAUGCCUGCGCCUUUGUCUGUGCUUGCAAGAAUGCUACGAGUACUACUGCUAGCGGUGACAACGCUUGAUUAGAGUCUACUUUGUCUUGAGUAGAUAGUUUUGCACGUCUGUGUUCUGUGUUGUUAGGGUCCGGUGAAUGCCCCGGGUUUCUUGUGGUCCGCCCGCCUGUUGUCUUGCCCAACUGCUGGUACAUAUACAGAAACGUUGAAACGUCUCUCCUGGAACUUGCUGACUCUCCUGUUCUCUGAUGCACGGGGUGGUGGUCACCAAAACCAGUCAAGAACACAAUGUCAAGUGUCGCACGUCAUGCCUGGAGCCGAGCAGCGCUUGAAGCGGCUCAUCUGCACUCCCAGCGCAUCUCCCACCAUGUCAGGGCAGGAGCCUUGCCUCUCACAAUGUGGUCAGCCUCCUGGCUCUUGAGCGAGCUGGAGAUGGUGCGGGCUUUCAGAAGUUGUGCAUCAGGUGUUAGAAACAAGAGAGGGAGCGAAGCGGAAGUGGAAAGUGCGCAGGGGGCGGCCGUGCUGGAUGCGGGGGCAACAGUCACUGACAAGCGGACGAGGCCCUUCCUCCGCAAACGGAGGCUCGAUGAGGUGUGCUGCGAGCGCUUCCCACAGUAUAGCAGGAACGUCAUUCAGUCCUGGAUAUUGCAAGGAAAGGUGCUGGUAGAUGGACAUCCUGUCACUAAGGCAGGCGCCCAAGUGAAGGAAGAUAGGAACAUCAUUCUGAACGCAGAGCAGCCCAAGUUUGUCUGCCGGGCAGGCUACAAGCUGGAGGGCGCCUUGGAUCACUUCCAAAUCGACGUCACCGGAAAAGUUGCUCUUGACUCGGGGCUCUCUACUGGAGGCUUCACGGACCUGCUUCUACAACGGGGAGCUACGAAAGUGUACGGGGUUGAUGUCGGGUAUGGCCAGGUAGCGGAGAAAAUUCGGCAGGACGAACGCGUUGUGAUCAUGGAGCGCACCAAUUUGCGGUACCUUGAGGGGCUGCCCGAGCCGGUGGAUCUCGUCACGCUCGACCUCUCCUUCAUAUCCAUCCUCCUUGUCAUGCCGGCGGUGGUGGCGUGUAUGAAACCGGAGAGCAUGCUCAUCACUCUCAUCAAGCCGCAGUUUGAAGCGGGUCGCUCACAGGUCGGGAGUGGUGGCAUCGUGCGAGAUCCGGCUGUGCACCAGGACGUUCUGUGCAGGAUUAUAGCGGGGGUGAAAGCCUUUGGUUUCGAGUGCAUCGGUCACAUACAAUCCCCGAUCAAAGGGACCGAGGGGAACGUGGAGUUUCUCGGCGUCUUUCGGAGGCAGUGUCCGCCUCAUAGCGGCAUCUUACAAGAGGCUGCAGAUGCUGGCGUUGCAAAGGCCCCCGUUAAGCUUCGAGAUGACCGGACGCAAGGUUGACUGAUGUACGGUACGGGUUUAAGCCACCAUUAAGUACUGCCA